AUGUCAUACAACUUCUUAAACAAAGUAGCGCUAGUAACUGGCGGAUUAUCCGGAAUCGGCUUAUCCACAACAAUCAAAUUGUUACGUCAAGGAGCAAAAGUAAUCAUUGGAGAUUUAGCACAUGAACAAGAGAUAGAUUCAGUUUUGAACCAGAUCAAUAAAUUGGCUCCUGAGUCAAAAUUUCAUCAUAAUUUACGAUUUCUUCGAACCGAUAUCGGUGUAUGGCAAGAUAAUAUCAAUCUUGUUGAUUUUGCACUAGAUGAAUACAAGACAAUUGAUUAUGUCGUUGCCAAUGCGGCAACGAUGAGAAAUACAACUUCGGCUGAAGAUAAACCAACGAUUGAUGAUUUUAAUGAGGUGGUUAAUGUCAAUCUUGGUGGGACGUAUGCAUUGAAUAGAUUGUGUAUCAAUUACUGGGAAGAGUUUAAUCUUCGUGGAAGUAUUGUUAAUGUAGGUUCAAUAUUUGGCCGUAAAGUGAUUGAUCCAAGGUUGAUUGGUUUGAGUUGUUCAAAAAGUGGUAUUCAUACACUUACAAGAUCCAUGGCUAUGAAGUAUGCUUCGUCAGAUAUUAGAAUUAAUGAAGUACGUCCUGGGUUUAUCAAGACUCCAAUGUUAAAAGCUAUUUUGGGACUUGAUGAAUUAAAGAAAGUUAUAGCUCGUAUUCCAAUGAAGAAAGUCGGUGAUGGAGAUGAUGUAGCUAAUGUCAUUUGUUUCUUGUUGAGUGAUGAAGCUAAUUACAUUACUGGUGCUUCAAUAGCUGUUGACGGUGGGUAUUCAUGUACGUAA
Molecule: messenger RNA, 786 nt
Organism: Lodderomyces orthopsilosis Co 90-125
Lineage: Eukaryota; Fungi; Ascomycota; Pichiomycetes; Serinales; Debaryomycetaceae
Exons: 1
Coding region: 1-786 (261 amino acids)
Source: RefSeq, a predicted model, not a curated record